Messenger RNA from Salvelinus fontinalis (brook trout), 8354 nucleotides. Its product is annotated as pancreas/duodenum homeobox protein 1-like. The coding region runs from base 5729 to 6502 and encodes 257 amino acids. Gene Ontology annotation, biological process: regulation of transcription by RNA polymerase II; type B pancreatic cell differentiation. Gene Ontology annotation, cellular component: nucleus. Lineage: Eukaryota; Metazoa; Chordata; Actinopteri; Salmoniformes; Salmonidae. Gene Ontology annotation, molecular function: RNA polymerase II cis-regulatory region sequence-specific DNA binding; DNA-binding transcription factor activity, RNA polymerase II-specific. The transcript is spliced from 4 exons. The record is from RefSeq and is a predicted model, not a curated record.
GUUCCAGCAGUCAGUCAAGGAGAUGGGGGCGGGGUCUCGCAAUGUCAAUCUAAAACUGAAAUUAGAGGCUUCAUUUCAUGCCUGAUCGAAACCAACUACUGAAAAUAAAUGUAGCCAUUUAUUUUUUAUUUUGGAUUACGUCUUUACUGUUAUAAUGUAUGUCAAGAUAAUGUGUGUGUUUUUAUGUCAUUCUUUCUGUUAUUUUACAUAAUGAAAUCUGAUUUUACGUAAGGCACUGCUACGGACCGUAGGUUUGUGAGGUCCUUGCUCGAAAGCCCCCGCGGAGGAGAAGUAAACAGAAAUGUUCAUAAAUAAUCAUUAGCUAGCAUUGGCUCUAUUAAUUUGCUUCUUUUUUUUUUACAGUGAUCACUACACCAUGGCAGAUGGUGGCGAGUUGGAUAACUAUAUUAUAAUCUAUCCUACUGCCAGUAUGAUUUUUUCUUGCUUGAUGUGAAUUUUAUCGGUGUUUUAAAAGGCAAUCUAGCUACUAUAGCUAGCUAUGUCAAGGGGAUUUAUUAUGCUAUUUAAAUUGUAGUUAAUUGUUUUCCAGCAGCUAGGUCGAUUGCUAUUCAUGUUAUGCUUGUAAAUGAUUAGCUAGUUAUGUUGUACUGUUAUUCAAUCAAUUGUAGCAUUAAUAGCUAAAUCUCACUUAGCGACUGAAUUGUUGUUGAGAGAUUCAGCAAGGUAAUGAUACACCAAACUAGUAGGGUGUUAUUUUUGGGUCGCAGCUGCUGGAAAUUCAAAGUUUGGGGGAGGAUAGAGUGUGUGAGAGAUACAGUGAGAAUAGAGAUUGAUGUGUGUGUGCACCAUUGAUAGUAAAAUAAUGUGCGUGCAUGAGAGAUCCUGUGCGCACUUGUCUGUGGUCAAAGGGCAGCUAUAACAGUUUCUCCCACUGAGACAAGAUACUACUGAGUGAGCAGGUCAACCCAGGACACAUGAGACGUGCAUUGGAUGAGCUGUUGAAGGAGACCAAUAGGGCUGGGUGCAAGCAGAAACCAUGGGUCCAGCAGGCUGGAUGAAGUAUCCGCUGCGCAGCAUUAACAAGCGUUUCCUGCUCAACACCAUUCCACAGCGCCGCCCUGCUGACCACUCAGGAGAACAGACAUCAAAUAGUAGGGGGCAGGACACCACCCAGAGACAAUUGGGAAUACAAAGACCACAGGGGACACAGGGACAAAGACAAUCAUAGAGACAGCUGAGAACUUUGUCUCUUUUGUGUCCAUCUUUAAGACUAAGAUAGCAACACAGGCCAAGACAGCUACAAAGACAGAAGGGACAAUGACAAUGACAGAGGCAGCCAUAGAGACAAGAAACACUGACAUAAAGAGCCUCUGGUCACAAAAGAGACUUUGUCCCCAAAACACACAGUCCCCAUGAAGGACACUCCCCUUCUUCUAGACCAGGGUUUCCAACCUUGGUCCUGGACCCCCCUGGGCGAAUGUUGUUUUUUUCCCCAGCUGUUUCAAAUAACCAACUCAUCAUCAAGCUUUGAUUAUUUGAAUCAGCUGUCUAGUGUUAUGGCAAAAACCAAAACGUGCACCCAGGAGAGGCUUUAGGACUGAGUUUGGGAAACCCUGUUGUAGAGACCGCUCUCUCCACUGACAGUAGCUCCUCCUCCUCAGUCCACUCCAGGGCAAGCUCUCACUCCAUAGGCCACACCUUCUAUCAAUCAAACCAGUGCAGCAGACCACGCUCACCUGUCAAGGACACGCCCAGUGGAAGGAGCCAUGUGUGACAUAACCUUGGAGGGAGUGCUGUAACGUUACCCAGAGGAGGUCCCCCCCCCUCAAAUACAUAAAUAUACCCAUUGAAUGACUGGAAAGAGAGUGUGUUUGUUUUAGAAUGUGAGAAAGACUGUGGUUGCUGUUGUAAGGUUGUGACAAGUAUAACUAAUUAAAUUGUCUUUGUUUCUUCUGAUCUUUUAACUAGGAGUGUCUUUCCUAUUUCUAUUCCCUAUUUUGACAAACACUUUACCCUGUCUUGCAUUCAGCUCUGUUAAUUCAUUGUGAAUCUCUGGUACAAUCUGUAAACUGACAUUAGUGACAGUAUUAGAGUCUAGUCCUGAGUGCAAGUUGCUGGUAAAACCUUUUGAGAUAAUCAAUCCAGAUUGAGUAACUGAGUUCAGGUUACCGAAGUCAUACCUGCAUAGUCUACAGGGGUACCCAGGGUAGACUGGCUGAGGUUUGGUGUUUUCCAUUUUCCACAGAUGUAAUGUGCCUUAUAAUCCAGCAGGAGACCGUGAUAUCUGCACUUACAAUACCUAGGGCCUUUGACCUUUUUUUUUGCUUUUAUGUCCCUUGCACUAUGUAUAGGGAUACCAGUUUUCUCCCAACAGAGUGAACUGAUUUGGGUCUUGUCAUAGGUUAUAACCAUAGGGCUCAGGGAAGUUUGUCUGGUCAGGUCGUUAACCUACCUUGCGUUCAAAUUUCUCUUCUCAUGUUAAUGGUUUUUAACUAAAAUAUAGUCUACACAAUUAGUCCCACAAAAUGCAAUAAAGUAUAAAAUCCCAUAAUGUAGAAGGAGAUUUUUUGUAUAACCCUUUCGAUUGGACAUUAACUUGAUUUGCCGUUUUAAUUUCACUGUCUCGCAUAGUUUGAUUAAUGGUGCUGUAAUUUCUUCACUCAGAAUAGAUUUGAUUUUAAUGUCGUUUGAAUUGUUCUGUCGUUCCUCACAGUUGGUCGUGUUUACAUAAGGCUGUCGCCACUGGGUAAGCACUUUUUAUCGUGUCUUCUUGAUAUGUAUAUACCCGCUUUGUCAGAAACGUCAGUUUCUUAAAUAAAUCAUAUCUGCUGUUUCCGUGACACGCCUCGGGUUCUGUAAAACCAGUUUUUUUUCUUGAAUCCAUUAUCCAAAUAUGUUAAUUCAAUAAUUAGCCGUUGAUAGUAAUAGGCUAAUAACAGUAAUACAUUGUAUUAUUCGAUCGUUAUUUUACCAGGCAAGUCAGUUAAGAACAAAUGGUCGUGUUUACAAUGACGGCUUACACCGGCCGAUCCUGGACGACGCUGGGCCAAUUGUGCGCCGCCCAAUGACUGCCGGUUGUGAUACAGCCUGGACUCGAACCAGGGUGUCUGUAGUGACGCCUCAAGCACUGUGUCUUAGACCACUGCGCCACUUGGGAGCCAAUAAGGACAUAACUUCAAUAGGCCUAAUUUGAAUUACCAUCAUUUUUUAGGCAAUGAUAAUAAUUGUAUUAGAAUGUAAUUUGGUUAUUUUGGAUUGUGAUAAUGAAUCAAAUAUAUUGUUGGCGCAAUUUAAUUUAAUAUUGAAAUAGUUCAAUGCUGCUCCAUAGGCGCUCCUGGGGUUAACCCAGGGGCUGAGGCAACAUCCGCAUCCACAGCUUGCCAUUCCCUCAAUCAUUAUAACCAUCGAUCCCUACAGCACUAAUUAAUACGUUCCAUCUGGUGUUUCUAGCAACCCUUGGGUCCAUAGCCCGUGAUGCACUAUAUACGGCUAUGGCCCCUCUCAAUGGCCUACACAGCACUAACAAUUAUUGCGCUCCAUAUCAAGCCCUUAAAGGCUUUUUAAUUGCAACCCAGUUUCUGAAUCAGUGCAUAUGGUUUCGUGCGUCCGCAAAGGGUUCAGCAACGCCGCAUUACCUUUCACUUAAAACCAUUCACUUAAAACCAUAGAUAGGGGGUCUAAAUGGCAUUUUACGCAGUCAUGCUUCAUAAACUCCGUUGUGCGUCUCCAGUGUAGCGGGGAUUAGACGCGGAUUAACAGUUUUCUUCCUUUUCAAACAACGAGCAAGUAUAAACACCUUUAAGCGAUAUUACAUGGACUGAUUUGUAUGGAAUUGGUUUACUUGAACUUUAUAGCAGGUGCUGAGUGCCCCAUUAAAGAUACUGGUGUAAGUGCUCUUGAAGAACUCAGUGCUGCCAUAUUCGUUUCUGUGUGUGUUUGACUGGCAUUUGUUCUAUUUCUUCUGUCAGAAGCAUGGUUAUUGAUGGCCUGCAAGGUUAGCUGAAAUAAAUUAUAGUGCUUUAUAACAUUACAGUUAUAACAUCGUAAUAAAUUGGACCUUUUAAGUCAUGGGCCUUAACUGCUGCCUUGCCCUCAGUUGAGGUCCUGGAGAGACGUGUAUUUCCAUGCGCCACGCGCGCUAAUUGAGUUCUGUUCCUCACUCCAUGAUAAUUGGUUUACACCCUGGCUCUCCUCUUUUCUUUCCACGAGGAGUGUUGUUUAAUGGAGCGACCACCGGUCUGCCAAAUGACCAGCAAACACAGGGAAAGUGGCAGCGGGAGACACGAGCUCUGAUGCUGUUUGUUAAUAUAGUAACCAGAGGAGAUCCGUUAAAUUGUGUUAAAUGAGCCAUUUGGGAUGGAUUUUAAAAGUCGCAGGUUCGGAAACUUUUGACAGAACACUAAAAGGUAUCCAACUAGGAGAGUGUUAGGUUAGGACGUGGUCUUUGAUCCCCCUCACAUUGUCAAGUUUCCAAGACAACCGCCUCCCAAUCUAAGUUGCUUAUCACCAGGGUCAGUCGAUGCGAGUAGGCCUGUAACAUCUGGCUAUCGAUUUCCCCCUCUAUCAAUCGCAUAUUGAUAAGAGAACUACGUUCAUAUAGGCUACACUGAAUGUACAACAUAUUUGCCCCCAGAACAGCCUCAAUUCGUUGGGGCAUGGACUCUACAAAGUGUCGAAAGCAUUCCACAGGGCUGCUGGCCCAUGUUGACUCCAAUGCUUCCCACAGUUGUGUCAAGUUGGCUGGAUGUCCUUUGGGUGGUGGACCAUUCUUGAUACACACGGAAAAUGUUGAGCGUUAAAAACCCAGCAGCGUUGCAGUUCUUGGCACACUCAAACUAGUGCACCCUCUGAAUGGCAGACAUACAUUUUCAUUUGUAGUCUUACCCAGCGCGACUUACAGGAACAAUUAGGGUUAAGUGCCUUGUUCAAGGGCACAUCGACAGAUUUUCAACCUAGUCAGCUCGGGGAUUCGGACAAGCGACCGUUUGGUUACUUUAACCUGUCUCCUCCCCUUCAUCUACACUGAUUGAAGUGGAUUUAAGAUGCGACAUCAAUAAGGGAGCAUAACUUUCACCUGGAUUCACCUGGUCAGUCUAUGUCAUGGAAAGAACAGGUGUUCCUAAUGUUUUGUACACUCAGUGUAACUGUUCAAUGGCUGACAUUGUUCGAUGGCAGUGACAUCCACAUACAGGCACUGCACUCCCAUCGUUUCUUCUUCUUUCCCACCAACAAAGCCAAAGCAAGCCGUGAUGAUGCUGACAUUCUGAAGACACGUUCUGUUUGCGUUUCUCACCGUGAUUGGUCUCGCAGGCCACAAUCUCUCUGAUAAGGUGUUCGGUAGCAUUAACCCCUGUCUGCGCGCAGAGAUAGGACCCGCGGAUUCCCCCGUUCGCCUGUCGGUCGCUGCAUUAGGACCACCCGGCGGCAGGUGGGUCUCAGAUACCCGCGCCAAACAGUGCAGUGUUUACCGAGGGCAUUGAUUUGCGCACGGUACAUUCUGUUCAAUCAUUAUCGGACUGCGGGGCAGAGAAUACAGACACAAAUAGAAACUAAGUCGCGAACUUUUCCGUUUUGUGUAAACAGUGAGACCAAUGGCUUAGGUGCAACAGGGUCACAUGGUAAUGACACACCUGUCCAGGGCCUAUAGCGGCGCCAGGCGCACGAGCAGCACAGGUAGAGCAGAGCACAAGGUUCCACGCUGCGUAGGCUAUAGGGCGCAGGUACGUGUGCACACACACCCGUUGGAUAGCCCUGGCCCUCGACAGUCAUGAAUCGAGAAGAGCACUACUAUUCUCCCGCGCAGCUGUUCAAGGACUCCUGCGCCUACCAGAGACCACACAGCGAGGACUACAGCCACAGCCCUCCGCCCUGCCUCUACAUGGCCCGGCAGGCUCAGUCCGUCUACUCCUCGCCCUCCAUCGGAGGGCUAGACCAGGCGUGUCUCCCUGACAUUGCUCCGUACAGUAUUCCCAUGCGAGAGGACCCGGGUGUGCCGCAGCUCCACCACCCCCAGGCGCCCCAGCAGACUCUCCAGCCAGGGCCAGGGGGUUACGAAUACCCGGGGGGGUUGGCUCUGUGUGCCGAUAGGAACAAAUAUCACCUGCCUUUCCCCUGGAUGAAAACCACCAAGUCUCACGCGCACACCUGGAAGGGACAGUGGGCAGGCCCCUACAUGGUGGAGGCGGAGGAGAACAAGCGGACAAGGACGGCCUACACGCGAGCCCAGCUCCUGGAGCUGGAGAAGGAGUUCCUGUUCAACAAGUACAUCAGCAGGCCGCGGCGUGUCGAGCUGGCCCUCACCCUCAGCCUCACAGAGAGACACAUCAAGAUCUGGUUCCAGAACCGACGGAUGAAGUGGAAAAAGGAGGAGGACAAGAAGAGAGUGAGGGGGGUCGACCCCGAGCAGGACUCGUCCAUUACGUCAGGAGACUUGAACGAUGAGGCAGGGGUGGGAGUCGGGGGGGCAGGACAUCCCACCACCACGACACCCCCCUCACCCUUACACGCCCAUUCCAUGUCAGGUUCUAGAGACUCGGCCUAGCAGGGCUGAUAUGGAUGGAUGAAAACUGGACAGACUCUCAGGAAAGGGGACGCUCUGAGGCUGCGUUAAGACAGGCAGACGAAUUCUGAUAUUUUUUCAGUAAUUGGUAUUUUGAUCAAUCAGCUCAGCUCUGAAAAAGACCUGACGUGCAAAGAUCUGAUGUGAUGUGACUGAUGUGACCAAUUAGUGCAAAAAAAUAUCAGAAUUCGGCUGCCUGUGUGAUCGCAGCCUCGUUCAAACAGACUCGGUUGGUAUUAUUCAUGUACAUUAUCGGCGGUGACAGAUUGAAGCGAGGUGAAAGGCGAGGACUGCAGGUUCAUUGUCUGCGAUAUCAUCAUUCUGCGACUGAACUUUAACCUCAUGUUGUCGUGCUGAGGACAUGCGGGUCAUGCACUGAUGAUGAUAGUUGGCAUUGGACAUACGUGUACAGACCCACUGCUCUGGUCUGCAGCCUCUCGUUGCGUUGCCAGAAGAGGGCAGCACCCACUGCCUGGAGAGACAGUUGUGAGACAGACCACACAACUCUGUUGAGAGCUACGUCGGGCAUCUAGCUACUUUGAUUGCUUUACUAAAAUCAAUGCACUUCAGAUACUUUCUCUGAAAAUGUUGGCAGUGUACAACCACGUUUAAUUUAUGUAUGUAAAUAUAUGCAGUCUAUGCACGGGACAUGAUUCUGUCAAUAUUGCCAAUACUGACGCAUUUUCUGAUAAGUUGUUAUAUGACAGAAAUUAGUCAAUCACACCAAUUAUAUAGCCUAUUUAUGUACUUAAUGUUAUCACAUCAUUGAUGUCUUAAUGAUAGGCACUGUGAAUAAUGUACUGUAUUUUGAAUUCUUUAUUAAGCUAUAAAGUUCAAGUUUGAAAUCAGAAUAAAGUAAAAUGAAACAUCUGCAGUUAUUUAAUUACUUGGUACAUUGUACAAUUACGCCUUUACCCACAACAAUAAUGCUGACAUUAUUAUCCACUAUUCAAGCACAUUCAACACAGCAGGCAAACCACACGAAACCGUAAGUCAUCACGUCAGUCAGUCGUGGGGCGUGUUUGACAUUGCAGCCGACAGUGCAGGCGACUGACGACUGACUGAUUUACAAAUCCCCUUGCAUCAUAAAUAACGACUAAUUAUUUUUGUAGUCAAUCACAAUUUACCAAUGGUGUAAAGUACUUAAGUAAUACUUUUAAAUAUUUGUACUUAAGUUGUUUUUGGGUUAUCUGUACUGUAAUUUACUAUGUAUAUGCUUCACAACUUUUACUCUUACUACACUACAUUCCUAAUGAAAAUGAUGUACUUACUGAGCCAUACAUUUUCCCUGACACCCAAAAGUACUCGUUACAUUUGGAAUGAUCAACAGGACAGGAAAAUGGUUCAAUUCACGCGCUUCUCAAAACAACAUCCAUUGUCAUCCCUACUGCCUCUGAUCUGGCAGACUCACUAAACACUAAUGUUUACUUUGUAAAUUAUGUCUGAGUGUUGGAGUGUGCCCCUGACGAUCCACAAACAAAACAUAUAUAUAUAUAUAUUUUUUUAUCGUGCCAUUGGCUUGCCCAAUAUGAGGAAUUUGAAAGUAUUUAUACUUUUGAUACAUAAGUAUAUUUUAGCAAUUAAAUUUACUUUUGAUACUUCAAUGUAUUUCAAACGAAAUACUUUUACUCAAUUAGUAUUUUAAUGAGUGACUUUUUUUUAAUGAGUGACUCACUUUUACUUGAGAAAUUUUAUUUUAAGGCAUCUUUACUUUUACUCAAGCAUGACAAUUGGAUACUUUUUCCAACACUGCAAUUGACCUAUGAUACAUUACAGUUUUGAUGUUCUCAAACACGGCCAUAGUUUGUUGGGUAUGUCCGAGACCAAGAGCACC